AUGCGGCUCGAUCCGCCCGAAUUCACGGGACCACCAUCCACGUCGUACGAUUGGAACAACGGCAACGACCGCUGCUACUCGUCCUCGGGCUUGCCUCUUCAUUUUCUUCCGCGCCGAUCUACCACCGCGGGAAUCUCUUUCUUUCGUUUCCGACUCUCGGUCCCGUUCGUUCGUGGUUCCGAGAUUUUCCAACGGCAACGACAAUUCACCGCAGUUAUCGCGUACGGUGUCCAUCAUCGUCGACUCUUGUCGUCGGUUCGACGUUGCUGCUCGAUCGAGCACGGGAACGGAUCCGAAACCAGAAACGCCACUGCCUUUCGUGUCUCUUACGACUCGGUUUACCGCAGCGAAGUGCGCCCGCGCAUUCGCACGCUCACCAAUAUUUUGCAGAAAAAAAGCGGUGAUUGUCGCGUACAGCGAGGGAACGAUCGGUUCGAGUUCGAAAGCGAGGAAAAGGAAAACGUCGAUGACGAUGCCGACAACGGUUAUGACGACGAUGACGACGAUGACGACGACGACGACAACGACGCCGACACCGCCGAAAACAAAGAUGACGACGACAACGACAACGAUGACGACGAUGACGACGACGACGACAACGACGACAACGACGAUGGCGGCGACGACGACGACGACGAAGACGGCGAAGACGAAGACGAAGACGACGAAGACGAUGACGAUGACGAUGACGAUAACGAUGACGAUGACGAUGACGAAGACAACGAUGUCAUCGACUACGUGUGUUACGUCAAUGACCUUAUUUUAUCGACGUGCCAAGCAUCGAGGUCACGGUCUUGUUAUACCGGAAGCAGGAAACCGAGAACGAGAUGGAAGAAAGAUGACGUUCGGGAUCGCGCGAUCACCGAGGAAUCCGUCAAUUUCUCUGGAAUUCGUAUCGCGAAUGUUACGAACGUUCCUUCGGUCGAUGUAUUUCCUUACACUGCCUACAAUGACGAGGACGAUGAUAUCGGAAGCUACCGUGAUAUCGGGGAGUCGUCGCGUGUCGUCGCGUCGUCCCGCGAGAUCGGGAACGUUCGUGUUGGACAGGAAGAGUAUCGAGAAGAGACGAAAUUUUGUCGAGACGUUGGCAACCACGGGGACAAACUCCAAGUGAGAAAAGUGGUGGACGAUGAUAUUUGUGACGACGGAGAACGUUUUCGUAAAUUUCGAAGCCGUCGUAAGCGGAAUGCCGAUUCGGGACGUGGUACGCGCGGAAAGGUUUGCGUCGCGAGCGGAAACAGCGGGAGACGCGAGAGCCACUACACUGCCCGGUUCCAGAAGCCGAUCAUCCCCAACGGAAGCAGCGAGAACGAAACGAAACUCUCGAGGAACGGACCAACGACGACGAAGGUAUCCAACAACUGGCGCGGCCGAAAGUACGGAUUGCUGUUCAUCUUGUAUUUAUUGGCUUGGCCGCUGGUGUGUUCGACGAAUCUCUCCGGACAGUUUAUCUCCGGUUUCACCCGUAAUCCAUCCCUCGGCCCAGUCGAAAACCUUCCGCGGCACAAUGCCACGCAAAUUUCCUCCUUGUUGUUGUCGUCGAGCGUCGCGCAUCAACAUCAACAACAUCAGCAGCGUCAACAACAUCAGCAACAUCAGCAGCAGCAGCAACAACAACAACAACAGAAGCAACGCUAUCGGCAACUGGAGGAAGAUCACGAUGUGCGAGAGCAAUUGGUCCGGGACGCCGAGUACGGCAGUAACGGACAUCAUCGUCGCCGUCACGAAGAACAACAACAACAAUUACAACAGCAGGAAGAUCAAGGUCGCGAGCAACGAGAGGUGGAAGAAUCGUCGUAUCAAGAUCGCGGCGAAGCCGUUUUCGAAUCCGAAUCGACACAUCCUUACAACGAAUAUAGCUGGGAGAUGAACCAAAUAAAUCCUUGGUUAUCGGCCUGCGAUCUGGCGGGCCCAGCGCCGGCCGAUCUUCAGGGUACCUGCGGUCCACCGGAAGUACCGAAAUAUUGCCCGGUCGCCUGUGUGGCGAGCUCGAAGGGAAACGGCGGUAAUGGAAACGAUGCCGAGUUCGUCGAGGUGAUCGAGAAGGUCAGGGUCACCGGAAGGAAUUGUUAUUGGUCGACCGGUGGAAAGAAGGAGGCAACGACAGAGACAGCGGUGGCGGAAUCGGAACGGUUCGACUCGAGUUCGAUAAAGUCGUCCGGGACGGACGGCGGUGAGGUGGCGAGUGACAAAAAGGGAAGGACCGAUCGAGAGAAAGCCGAGGGCGUACGGAUGGAUCCGGAACAGUGCCUUUUUUAUCUCGAGGAGUCACAUAAGAGGGACAUCUGUCGGGAUGAUUUUGGCCGGACCAGUACGCGAAGUUUUUUAACCCCGAGGGAGAAUCGAUAUUGGUUCAUGAGCGGGUUGCGUCUGCGGCACUGCUGCGACCACGCGGUGGUCAACGCCCUGGCACCUGGCAAGGGUGGUCCGCUCGAGAAUGUGCUAAAUGGUGGCCAGAAGUGCGUCGAUGCCCUGGAGAAGCUGUUGCACGCCGAUGUGUUAGCCGCAAGAUUGCAUUGUGAGUUCGAGGAAGUGCUCGCGCGAUACGACUGUGCACAGCCCUAUUCGGUCAUCUUCAACUGCACCCACUGCAAGGAAGCGUAUAGGAAAUGGGUGUGCAGCUCCCUGGUGCCUUACUUUGCUCAUGGGGAACCACAGGACUUGAAUAGCUCCAACAACUGGGCCGGAAGCAGACUUAGGCCCUGUCGGUCCUUUUGCCAAUCCGUGGAGCAACGUUGUCCCUACUUACUUCCGGGUGAUCGUGCUCCCGCGUAUCCCACGCAAUACGCCGGCGAACCCACUUUUCUUUGCAGAGAUCCGAAUAUCCCCGAGACCGGAGAGCAAGCCGCGAGGGCAUUGCACAGCAGCGAAGAGAACGAGUGCUGCUUUCAUGCGUGUUCCGAGGAGUUGCCGGGAUCGGGUAUUUGCGCCAAUUGCACGGACAAGGAACCACGGAGACGCGGCAACAACCACGAUCCUCCAACGGCACCCCGUUGCGAAAUUAAUCCCAUUCAACCGGCUUCCACAGGUGGAGGAUACGAAGAAUCGGGAUUCACGGACAGCAGCCUGGAGCGCGAACAGAGACACGACUCGUCCACUUACUCCGCAGCUGCGUCGAUUUCGAGUACGGGGCGGCAACAGGGAACGUUGGUGUGCGGAACCGGCGAUGGUGUCGACUCGAUCGCCAGCGUUUCCUCCUCCGAUCGAUCGACAGCCUCGAUCCUUCCGCAACUCUUCUGGCUAUGCUCCGUUUUAACCAGCAUCCUCGGCAACGUUCGAACGAUUCCCGUCCUCUGGAUCGCCAAGAUCCUUCUGUGGCCGAUCGUGCCGCUCGAUGGCAACGAGGGUAGCGAUGAUCGCGAUCACCGUGGUAAUCGUUGCGGUAGCGAAUCAAAGUCGAAGAAAACGAGCGGCCUGAUAGAUAUCGUGGUCUGGUUGCACCGUUGCUUUCGCCGCAACUACGUCGGCGCGCGUUACGGUGCGAACCGGUUGCUGGAAAAGUGGCUGGUGAUCGAACGUCGAUGCCGAAGCUGGUGGUAUCGCUGCUGGUACUGGUGGUGGUGGAGAUGGCGAGGAAUAUCAUCGGCGAGCGGUCGUGUCCUAUGGAAAUUUCGACGUCGACGGCCGCGUGGAAAAAGUCGUUUCGGUCGAUUCGUCGACACGCGUCAUCCUUCGACUACCGGUGCUACGCUAACUCGUAUCGUUGCAACCGCCACCGCCACAAUCAUCGCCACAGCCAUCACCACUACCAUCAUCGUCACCUUUCCAACCACCGUCGUCACCACCAUCCCCACCACCACCACCGUCGUGAAAAACGAAUCCUUUUUCCAUUUACGAAAGACGUAUCGUGAUUCGUUGUACGAGCGUUGGAUCCAGUGUUUCCUCGUCGAUUCGUUCACGGUAAAGUGCCUAUGGCGACGAUGGUGCUGGCGGUGGUGGUGGUUGCACCGAUGGUGGCGAUCGCGAGAAACGCAUUACGGCGGAUUUGUCGGAACGGCAACAUCGCUCGGCAGAAAGGAUGGUUUUCGUGGUUUCCGGCGUGAUCGAGACGAAGCGGCCAAUCGAAAAAGGAAAGAAAGAAGAAGAAGAAUAAGAAGGAGAAGGAGGAGAAAGAGGAGAAGACGGAGCAGAGAGGCUUUAGAAGUUUCCGAAGAGUGGACUCGAUCUUCUUCGGCUGGAAGGCGACAUUUGAAAUUAUUCUCGAGGAAAAAGGACCCACCAUAGAGCAGUUCGUUUACGCAGAAGCGUGAAACACAGGUCUUUUCUAUCGGUAUAUCCAGAGCUCUGUCGGGAAGCACCUAUCUGGCCGUACCUUUCUCGAUUUUCAACUCUCGAGAGAUCCAACGUCUUCGAGCGAAGCACGCAUCGCGGAACGACUGGAAUCCGAGAAAGAGCGUACGAGCAAGGGUGGCAGACGAGCGUUAGGAAGCGGAGAGAAGAAAACGCGAAACGUUCAAAGUACGUACGUACGGAGAUGAAAAAUAAACGGAACAGAGUAUGAGAAGGAUCGGGAGGAAAACCGGUGCGACGUAAUGUUCCGAAAAUGUGUACACAUGGAAGAAUAGGGGAAAGGAGAAAUGGGGAGAGUCCGGGUAUCGAAGAGCCAAGAAACACGUCGACGUCUAAAGUUCGCACGUGAGGACAAAAGGACGUGAAACAAAACGAUGAAAUCGUAACGUCUGUCGCUAAUAAUAAUAAUAAUAAUAAUAUUAAUAAUAAUAAUCAUAAGAAUAAUAAUAAUAGUAAUAUUAAUGAUAAUAAUCAUAAGAAUAAUAAUAAUAAUAAUAGUAAUAAUAGUAAUAAUAAAAAUAAUAGUAAUAACAACAACAACAACAACAACAAUAACAACAAGAACAAGAACAACAAUACACAACAAUAAUUAAUUAAUUAAAAUGUUAACGAGGAUAUCGACGACAAUGACGGAGACGGUGACCGCGACGGUAAUUGCAACGACUAUGACGCCGACGUUUCGACGAUAACGAUGGAGACGGCGCCGACGAUGACGACGACGACGACGACGACGACGACGACAACGACGACGGCGACGAUGAUGAAAACGAUGAUACACAAACGAUAACGAUAAUGAUAACGAUAAAAUGGUGACAAGGGACAAUGUAUAAAUAAUAGUUUACGGAUAAUAAAGUAAAUGAUAACGAUUAAAUAACGAGAUAACGAUAAAAGGUGGGGAUAAUACAAUGGAGCAACGUUAACGUUAACGAUAGAAUGAUUACGAUUACGAGUUAUUGUUACACGUUCGAUGCGUCGUAUGCAUUCGAAUUUAACGAAAAGAACGCGCGCACAUAUACAUUGAACACACGGAACCAGCACGUACACACAGAUAGUUCGUUAUUUCGCGAGCAGAUAAACAGCAAGAAAGAGCGAGCGUAGAGGGGAGAAUGCGCCGUGGUAUAACGAAGCGAGAACAGCGUACGAAAGAGGAAGAGCGAAUACACGUGGAGACGCGAGAAACGUAGCGAAUGCGAGAGAGCGUGAAAACGGUGAAAGUCUCGGGAACGCUGGAGGCGAGAAGAUGCAGGUACACGUUCUCGUAUAAGCCGUUAACGAUUAACGAGACAUUGAAAAAAAACACAAAAAAAAAGACGUAGGUAGAUAGUACUUCGGUCGUGAGACAGAAAAUUGGAGAGCAUGUACGAAACGCGCGAAUCAAGAUUCGGGCAACUCGACUGCCGAAUCGAUACGAAAAGAGAAUUAUACGACGGUAGAACCGGCAACGGUUAGCACACGGAGAUAAAUAAACACGACGUUAUCGAGGUAUAAAUAUGUGUUCGUUUAGACAUUACGAUAAAUAAGUAUUACAUUAAUAUAGACGUGUAACGAUAUAAAUUAAAAGAGAGAAGAGAGAGAGAAAGAGAGAGAGGAAGGGCGCGAGUGUAUAUGCGUACGAUUGCGAGGGGGAGAGAGGAAGAGGGAGAAGAAGUGCGAGGUGAGGAGAGGAGUAAAACGAUAGAGUAAACGAAAAGUAGAAAAUAAGAAGAAAAAAAAAUUACAAGAGAAGCUAGAGAACAUACGUUGACUAGAAAAAGAAACAAAAAAAAUAAAACGUAGAAAACUGAUGAAUUUUUUAUAGAGGAAUAUUCUAAAGAGAUAUUAUGAAAAUAGUGGUAUAAAGGAAAAAAAAUUUUGUUUUUCACGUUCUUUCCUGCACAGUGUACGUGGCUUCGAAUUUUUCUUUUUCUUUUUUUUUUUUUCGGAAACGUUGAACGUCACACACAGGAUAUUUACACGUUACGAGAUAGCACGUGUGUAGAAGAAAAGUCUACGAAAUCGAUUAUUUAAAGGAGAAUUAAACGACACCUACCCGAAGAAUAAUUACUUUUUUCAUUAUCCUUGGACUUUUAGCGGUAGAUGGAGACACGAGAAAAAGAUUAUUCACACGCUAGCGUUACCAUCAACACCAUGACAGAAUUUCCAGAGGGGACGCGUUCCGUUUCAGCGUGUGAAUCGUUUAAAACAGGUGAAAUCGACACAGUAUAUGUGGAAAGACGAAGGGUCGUUCGUCUAACGGACGAUUUCACGCUGAAAUGUAAACAUCCGAACGCGCGUUGGAAACGUGGGAUCUCGAAGACGCGAGAGUGAUCGAACGAAGCCACGAGUGCCACUAUGCGGAGAAAGAAAGCAAGAGCGAGACAAGCACGGAGCGAAGAGAAAAAUCGUCGUCAUCGUUGUGUCGUAAAAUUGUAGGAGAUCGUGCACAAGAAAAGCAUGUCUUAUACACGUACUUACACGCGUAAUAGAGGUACAGGCAUAUACAUACGUGCAGCGUACACAGAAAUAAGAAAUGCAUGCGCGGAGAUAAGGAGAAUAGACACUGUGUCCCGCGUGUGCAUUCAUUACGUUGUUAAACAUUGUCCAAUACAUAAUUGUUACUAACGUACAUUUAUAAGAUGAACGAAGAGAGUAGCGAAACAGAGAGAGAGAGAGAGAGAGAGAGAGGGUGAGUCUGUGUAUGAGUGUUACAAGGAGAGACAGAGUGCGAAAGACAGCGCGAAUGAGAAGAGGGACGAAGAAACGAGUGAAAGUGCGAGAGGAAGAAAACGACUGCAAGCCGAAAUUAACAAAGGUAUGGCCAAUGCACGGGAAAAAAGACAUAUAAAUAUUAUAAAUAUAUAAAUAGGUAUUACGCGAAAGAAUUGCCAAUGGAGAGAGAGAGAGAGAGUGAAAGAGUGAGAGUGAGAGUGAGAGAGAGAGAAAGAACAGAGGAAAUAAAACCAUGUAGAUGAAACGGUCUUAAAAACACGAUUGUUCGACUAUAUGUAAAUAUAUGUAUUUACAUGUAUAUGUAUAUAUGUAAAGUUUACGUGUAUACAUAUGUAUGUACGUUGUGUGGGUGUGUAAACGCACAUGUGAACGUCCAUGUAUGCGCACACAUUUAAACAUAUAUACACCUGUUCGUGUAUGUAUGGGAACUAGCGAGAGACAAAGAAAAAUACUAGCGAUACGACGUAUGCGUGUGCCGAGAGCGAUAAAUAACUAGUGAGAGUCUGGCUAUCCGCGACUGCUUUCCGUGCAAUUUUUGCGGUUGAACGAAACAGUGGAAAAGAAAAAGAAAAAAAGAAAUGAUAUGUAUAGCGGAGUAUGCGAAAAGGGAAGCGUAUGGCCCAUAACGAUCGAACAUCGACGAAAUGACGGUGAACGGAGAGGGGAAGGCUGCUAGUAGACGCGGUGUAGACUUUAAGGCGAUUAAUUUCCGGUGAGGAGCGAGAGGAUGAAACGCACAAUACGCGAACGCAAUUACACGAAUUACAUUUUUUCGCUUAAACGACAGACGAAUCCGUCAAACGGUAACCGGAGCAAUAACUUGAAACGCGUUGAAAUGGCAAUUCUGUCGAAUACGAUCGCCGUGACGUUGUGCCUGAGUGAAAGACGGGAAUAAGAAAAAAAAAAGAAAAAGAAAAAACGAAAAAGAGAAGAAAGAAAACAACAACGUGAAAGAAAGUUCGUCCGUGUUGGAUGGUUAAGAGACACGGGUGUACGCGCAGCCGUCUCCGUGCGUACACACUCCGUACGUACGAACGAUGACGAGUGCAGAAGAAAAGUUGAAAUGGCCGAGAGGAACGCAAAGCGAUAGCCAGCGCCAUAAGUGAUCUGUUCUUUCUUCCUAGGCGGACGCCAUCUAGGCCAGAUUAGUUUCGGCGAAGAGACAUUGGUUGUAAGAAUGGUUCAGCCUGACACGAACCACGAACCAUUGAAUCGUAAACGCGCGUGACUCGUCGGUGACGGGUGCGCGAGGUACGCGCAAUUACGCUCUAUCGAUUCGUAAAUACGCGCGCACCUACGCGUACGCGCUUGAACGUAAACGUAACCAAGACGGAUAAAUCGAUUUUAAAGGAAGACGCACGUAUUACGUUAACGCGUUAAUCGUCAGGCUGGCUGGAUUUUAAUUCGCGCACGAUCUAUCUUACUUGGAAAGCGACGAUCUCUGAAACAGACUAAUCUAACGUAGGAUUUUAACGAUAAACGUUUCAGGAAUUUGCCGGAACCACGAUUAACGCGUUAAAAUUUAUCCGUCUCUCGUAGAUCUACACUCGCGAGCUUCGCUCUUUUCGUUAUUUCGUCUCUUCUCUUUCUAUCGGUUCGACUCGUCUCAAUUUUCUUGUCGAUCAUGCCUCGUCGAUCGACUUCCGGUCGAUAUUACUUCUCUCUAUCAACCGCGUUUCGCAUCUUCGAGAAACGAUAAACCAUAAAUCGGUACCAACGCCGAAAUAUUUGCUCGCCAACUUUAUCGUUCUCGUAGAUCGCGUCUUGCUCGUUCGUUCGUUCGUUCGUUCGUUCGUUUAGAAAAUGAUAAGCAAUGUUCUUGGACCAUUAACGAAGGGAAAAAUCGACGGAGUAAUAAGAAUAUUUUCGCAUCGUUGAUUCCGAUAUAAUUUUUUUAUAGAUUAUACUAAGAAGCAGCGAAAGCAAGUGCGUGGCGAUAGGAAGAAUGGGUAAGGAAGCAUCGUGGCAAGUACACGAAAUCCUUUCCUAACAGCGUAUAUCCGCGUUCACUGACCAAAGCUCAGCUGCGUUUCGAACGUUCUUUCGAUGUUCUCGUUUCUAAAGAGUCUUUAGAGACGCGGUCGCAUUUACGUUCCGAUCGAUCCGAAACUCCGCUCGAAUCCGAGGAGUUCUCUACGGUGCUUCCUCUUUUGUCCAUCUCCUCCCUCUUUUUUUCCGCUAUUCGCGCUCGAAAAGAAGCAAUCGAUGAACGGCGAUUCUGUCUCUUGUUUGGAAUUCUCAAUCGCGAAUCGAUAACAACCGUCACGUCCAUUCGCGAUAUCGCGGUGCUAACGCGCCUAACGCGCUUCCUUGCGAGAAACUACUCGUUUCUUAAAACCAGUGAACCUUCGCUGUCGAGCUCGUACACGCGGAUUUCUCAACGAAUCCGUCAUCUUCUGUUUCAAGGGGAAAUUCGUUUCUCGCGAACGUCACGCGGACGCUGCACGCGAAUAUUGUUUUCACCUACAAAGGGAAAAUAAUAAGGUGCGAAUGGGUGCAAGCACGAUAAUAUCGUUACAGAGGUAAAAGGCCUGUGCUUCAAGCUAGACCAUUCCUUUGAUCUUCCACAUUUUUACGACUGUUACUGAAAAUUCAUUCCGACCUUUUUCACUCCCGUUUUAUCAUUCUCCUCUUUCCUUCUUCUUUCACCUUCUUUUCGUUUUGUCCGCGUCACCUCGCGAGACCGACGACGAGACCGCGACAACGACCGCGGUCCCAGGAAUCCGUACCCAUCCGACUCCAGCAAGUUGUUCGUAAAAUAAUUAAGAAAUUCCCUCUAUCACUGUGCGAUCCUCCUAACAAAUUCGUUGAAAAUUUUCCUCUUCCUCUGUUUCUUAUCGUAUCCUAUCGUUCGUCUUCUCCUUCGUUUCUCUCUGUCUGUCUGUCUAUCGUCUGUCUUAGUAAAAAGAAAAAAAAGCAUAUCGCACGACAAGACCAAAGAUCAAAAAACAAGCAAAGGACAGUCGGAAAAUCGCACAAUGCUGACCCAUGGUAUCAGGAUCAAGGUAAAAACACUCGUUCGAUCGUUCGAUCGUCAAUGAGAGACAUUUAGCUAAUACCGCAAAUUCGCUAGUUUUACAGAAAUAUUUCGAUCAUUCGCAGUGUUGCUUCUCUUCUUUUUCUUCUUCUUCUUCUUCUUCUUCUUCUUCUUCUUCUUCAGCCUUCCACGCUGUUAACGCUUUAAAUUAAAGAAAUCGAGAAUAACGUGACGUGAAAGGGCAGGUGUACGGUGGCGCUUCGCGUGCAUCCGAAUUGUAGAACACGAAGAAAAAGAAAAAGGAGAUGGACAACAGCUGGCUAUCAGCCGUCGAGAGAGAAGUUUUGGGUGAGGACUAGUUUGAGCGGUGCUCGAGUUUCAACGAGGAGGCCAACCAUGGACACGAUGAUAAGAUGAAAAAAGGUGAGAGAGAGAAAGAGAGAGAGAGAGAGAGAGACUGAGAGUACUGCCACAUAAAAUUAGCGAGAGAAAAAGUUGAAGCAAGAGAGUGUCGAAGAAAUAGGGUUGUAACGGUGAAGGGAUAGAACACGUGGGUGUGUGUACGUGUGCGUGUACGUGCAUACAAUGUGUGCGUGACAGAGGGAGAGAGGCAAGAGGUGCAGACUACGUAUUGAUUUCGCAAGUCUCCCAACAUAGAGCGUUUGCAUAAAACAGGCCAGCAGCCUGUCGACGUCGACGUCGACGUCGACGUUUACGUAGUCACAGUCGUGGUGGUUUCGUAACCGGGAACGUUUGCCCGUUUCUUCUUUUUUUCCUUUUUCUUUUUCUUCCUUCGAUUAUCGUUUCUCUUGUUAACGCAACUUAUACCUACGACCGCCUAUGAAAUAAAGUUUAACCGAGACGACCCACCGGUACGAAAGUACGACGACGAAUUAAACUACCGAUUUGUUCGGAAAACAUCUCGUUGCGCAACUUCCGAUCUAGUCGACGUAAAUUUCACGGCCGAAACAAGCACAUCGGAAGCGUCUUUUCCUUUUUUCGUUCCAGAACAAAUCUGAACGAAUUUCUUCUCGUGUCGUCGAGAAUCUUCCAAUGAUUUUUUUGCUAAUUUUGUCAUUUGCUGCUUCCCCCCCCCCCCAACCCUCUCUCUCUUGCUCGCUCGUUUGCCCACUCAACUGCUUUCUUCACACGAAAUAAGUUUGAAAUGUAAGCGAUUCACAAUCCACGUUCUUUGCGGAUAAAUCCCCCACGCCCUCCCCCUCCGAAAAAAAAUCCGGCCUCAGGUUUCGGUCGUUUAGCCUGGCAUUUCUUUGAAAAGAACUCGAUCGUUUUCGCGACCUUCGAUCGACCGGAAGUCUGUCACAAUUUAUUGCGAAACGAACGAAUUAUAUAAAAAAAUCAAGUACGUGCGUAUACAAGUAUGAAUGCGUGCAUGCAAGAGCGAACGAAAAAUAUGAGAGAGAGAGAGAGAGAGAGAGAGAGAGAGGGAGAGAGAAAGUUAAAAGAGCCACUGCCUUAGCGACAGCAGGAUUUGUGCUAGAAACAAGGCCUUAGAAAGUAACAAACCAGAAACAUAAUUAGAGUUAAGUAAGUCUGUUGUUGUUAACCAAAAAAAAAAAGAAAAAGAUAACGGUACUUAGAGAAAUCAGGAGGACAAAAAUGUUGAACGUAUUGUAAAACUAAUUAGCAGUUGUAUUUAAGCGCGUAACGUAAAUAUAUACUUAACCCCUCGUGCCCGCAAUUAAAUAGGCGUAUUAACGCAUAGUUUUAUGUAGGAUUAUUAAACGUCGCUUGUCGCAUACGAAGAUAGAGAAUACGAAAGGGCGGGAAGCGAGAUGGAAGACAGAGGAGAUCGGUGAUUAAAAAAAAAAAAAGAGAGGGAGAGGAAGGAGGAAAAUGGAAAAGGAAGGGCAAACACGGAAAGAGAAAAGGAAAAGGAGGAAACGGUGAGAAAAACGCGUCGCUUUUAUUAUACGAGUAUCGGUACUCGCGAAAUUCUUUGUCUUACUCUUUGACUUUGUUUUCUGCUCUUGCCUUACGAAAACAACAAAAUGAAACGAAACGAAAUGAAAUGAAAUGAAAUGAAAUGAAAUGAAACGAAGCGAAGGAAAGAGAGGAAAACAGGACGCGCGCCGAUCGUGGAUGCGCGUAUCGGCCACGGUACCAGAGGAGAGAAUCGUCGAACGGACGACAUGUUCGAUGGAGGAAAAUGAGAUUUCCGAUAGCGUGUCGCACUCAAAACUACCACUUUAAAUCCGAUGUUAGCGUAGCGUACGUAUCGUAAGCUGUCGACAUUUAUACUAUGAACUAUGAGUAAUUGUAGCGAUCAUUGUGAACAUAGUUAAUAGUAUAGAUUAGUUAACCGCACUAAUUGUACCGAAAAGUGGAUUACAUUUAAUUCCGAAAAUAAUUAUCGAAGUCUACUUCAAUAACGCGUACUUACGUUGGAGCCAAGUUAAACGAACGAAAGAGUGACUAACAGACAAAAGUGAAGAAGAAUGAAAAUGUGAGAUAAAUGUGUGUGUGAGAAAGUACGUUUGAGAGAGUGUGUGUAAAUGAAAAAGUGGGAAAAGAAAAGAAUUUGGCGAAGGGGAAAAGGAAGCAACGUGAAAUUCAACGAUGGAUAAGAAUCGAAUGUAUUCUCGAAGCGAAGGAAGAAAUAGAAAGAAUUAGACAAAUUGCGGGCGCAAAUGGCCGUGCAUGCAUGGACUUGUGCAUGUAUAUUCGAUCUGGCGUGUGUUUCUUCAAAAUGCGUCGCGGAAAUAAAGCGAAUCUAUGAAAUCGUGAUAGUCGACAUAACCUCUGAAACGACGACUCGGCGCAAACCGAGAAACAAACAUCUUUGAGUAUAUUUGCCUAUUUUCGGUAUUCGCGAUCGUUGUACGGCCACCUACGUACCAUGAAAAUCACGUGCAAGUGCACGUACACGUACACGUAUACCAUGUAUGCGAUACGAUUUAAUUAUCAAAAAUAUGGUUGUUUCGAGCCCAUUCAUCAGCCUAACACGAUAAUUUACCCCGAGAUCUCAAGAUAUCGGAUUGCAACGUCCUUUUUCAAAUAUUUGCCCCACGAUACAGCGACCAUUGAAAUGCGAUCAAUUAUCCGUUAACUAAUUAGGUUAUUGAUUUGAUCUAGUUUCUAGAGUCUACUACUGGUAAUAGCUUCCCCGUACACGUGACCUACACACUAUACAUUCGUGCACGCGAACACGUGCCACGUUGGACUGUACCAUUCAAAGACGCGCACAAAAAUCGAGAUUCGAUCAACUUUCUUUUGUAAAGUCUAAUGGAAUUUUUCCUAAAUCUUCGUUUCUCCGAUUAUUUUACGACGAAAUGUUAAAAUGUAUCGACGCCAUUUUCCUCGCACGAUAACAGCUCAAAGAUCGUCGACUCAUCGAAUUCGGCGAUACGAUCAAAGCGAUAUCUCUAACCUCUGAUUUAUCGACUGACUCUCUUAAAGUUUGUUCUCUCCACGUAGAAAGAACGUUGUUGGCGAAACCUCGACGUUCGUUUACAUUUGCUAGUGCAGCGUUGCUUUAUACCAGUGAGAAAAUCGUGCAGAUUUCUAUUCCUUUCGUGAAACGAAGACAAAUCUUUAUCUGGGAAGGACUUUCACUUUGGUGUAUAGCCCUUCCUUGGCGAUAACAUACGAUCUUGAAAUGUACGUGCGGGUGAAUGUGCGUGCGUGUAUGAGGAAUAAAAAGAGAGAAAGUUGCAUCGAAAAUACAAGUGCACGGGUAACGGGAAAAUUAAAGCUGCCGUUUUAGUCCAUGAGCGAAACGAGAUCACGAAGCUUCCUUUCGUAAUCUUUAUCGCCUUUUCUUUCUUUCUUCGAUCUCUUCGUUUACUACCUAGCAAUUCUCGCAACAAAUCAUUGCUUGUUCGUCGGUUGCUCAAACUUCCAAAACUCGACUUUCAAAUGCGAAGCUACGUUUUUAUUUCUAAUCGAAUGUCAAUAGGAAACAGAGUAAGCAGCCAAAUCGCUGCUUUGUAGAUCACAGGAAAGAAAAAACCGGCGUUAAGAAACGUAUCUAUAUAUAUACUAUAUAUAUACACUAUAUAUAUGCUAUAUAUAUACUAUAUAUAUAGGGAAAAAACGCGUUAUCCUGAUAAUAACCGAUCCUGGGCAACGCUACGCAUUUUGGAGACUUAUUAACGUGGUCAUAGAAAUUUGCAAGUUUCUGAUUCUUGUGCUGCACGGGGAAUAUACUACGAGACAUAUAAGCAUUUAUAAAAAUAUACAAGAAAUGCGCAAAACGAAGAACUAACAGCUCUAUAAGAUGAAUAAAUCUGUAAUUUAAGAGCGAACGCGCGAACGAAGGAACAAAAGAAAGAAAAGAGAGGAAGAUGAGGUAAAUACGAAUGUAAGUGAGAGAAGAUCGUGCGCGUGGUAUGCAUAUGCGUAUGUAUGGGCGUGCGAGCAGCAGAGAGAAAGGAACUUUGCAAAAGAGAAAUAUUAGAGUUCCGUCUUUGAGUGUUGAAGAAUGUUCAUUUGUAAUUGUUUAAAUCUAACGAGAAAUGUACUGUAAAACUAUAAGUACUAUAGGCACUAAAAAUAUAUCAUUUGUUGACAUGAAAAAAUAAAAAAAUGAUCCCAGUAA
Messenger RNA from Bombus pyrosoma, 14537 nucleotides. RefSeq lists its product as uncharacterized. NCBI's taxonomy places the organism in Eukaryota, Metazoa, Arthropoda, Insecta, Hymenoptera, Apidae. The coding region runs from base 1 to 4224 and encodes 1407 amino acids. Gene Ontology annotation, cellular component: plasma membrane. The record is from RefSeq and is a predicted model, not a curated record. Gene Ontology annotation, molecular function: stretch-activated, monoatomic cation-selective, calcium channel activity. Gene Ontology annotation, biological process: calcium ion import across plasma membrane. The transcript is spliced from 4 exons.